Penicillium oxalicum is the source of this 927-nucleotide messenger RNA. RefSeq names its product CCDC90 family protein. The transcript is spliced from 3 exons. Gene Ontology annotation, cellular component: mitochondrion. Lineage: Eukaryota; Fungi; Ascomycota; Eurotiomycetes; Eurotiales; Aspergillaceae. The record is from RefSeq and is a predicted model, not a curated record. The coding region runs from base 1 to 927 and encodes 308 amino acids.
AUGGCACCUCAAAAAACAAUCGUGGAGAUCCCGCGAAGCAUCCUCCCCCGCUUGACGUGGAAUAGCUCUUCGUCACGCCCAGCAGUCACACCCUCACACUGUGCCGCGAUCGCAAAGCGGCCAACAUAUGAUCACUAUUCUCAGGGCCGCUCUUCCUUCUCUCCACAAACUCACAAUGCCGCCGUUGAGCACCAGUACCGGGCCUUUUCAACAGUCAUUCGAAACGCACGGUUCAUUUCUCCAGGUUCCAGCCGAUCUACAGCCCUUGUUCCGACAACUUCGACACCACGGCAAACCGCCACGAGCCCGGUCAGACACAACGGUGUCUAUGUCGCAGCCUUCAAGCCAGCUCAGCGCGCAUUCCAUGCGACUCCAGUCCGGUCUCGAGAGCAUCAUUUUGAUACCCUCCGUUUUGUGAAACGGCUCCAGGCCGAAGGAUUCAGUGAAGAGCAGGCCGUGGCCAUGAUGCGCGUCCUGAACGACAUCAUUCAAGAAUCUAUCCAAAAUUUGACGCGCACCAUGGUUCUUCGUGAAGAUUCGGAACGGUCCAUCUACACACAAAAAGUCGACUUUGCCAAAUUGCGCUCCGAACUUCUCAACGCCGAUUCCACCGAAGCACAGCUGACUCGUUCGUCUCACGAGAAGAUUGCAGCGGAUAUCGCCAAGCUCAAUUCUCGCAUGCGCGACGAGAUUGGUCGCACGCAGGCGUCGGUGCGACUGGAUCUGAACCUUGAAAAGGGCCGAAUUCGGGAAGAGGCCAAUGGCCAGGAGAUGCGAAUCAAGGAGACCGAGACACGGAUCGAGCAAGAAGUUGCUGGUCUGCGGGAGCGAGUCGAGGCUGUCAAGUUCUCAACGCUGCAGUGGCUGAUGGGUGUGUGUACCGGUACCGCUGCGCUUAUUCUUGGUGCUUGGCGUCUUUUCAUGUAA